CGGAGGCGGGCGCGGGGGCGGGGUAAAAGCGGCGGCAGGUGAACGGGGAGGGACCUUAAAGCUGCGGGCCGGGAGCCUGGGGCCGGCCGCUCCGCUACCACCGCACCGCUGAGCUCGGGUGCUGGCCCCGAAGGGGUCCCGGCAGCGCUGAGGCAGCGAGCACGUUAUGUGAAGUGCCCGAGCAGCUACGGCACCGAGCGAAAUAAAGGCUUCCGCAAUCGCAGGUAAUUCGCGGCACACCUACGGAUGUUCGGAGAGCUGCGCUGAGGUCAUACCUAUAAAACAAGACAAUGGAUUGGGGAGCUCUGCAGACCAUCUUAGGAGGUGUGAAUAAACACUCCACCAGCAUUGGGAAGAUAUGGCUCACAGUCCUGUUCAUCUUCCGUAUCAUGAUCCUGGUUGUGGCUGCAGAGAGAGUCUGGGGAGAUGAACAAGAUGACUUUAUCUGCAACACUCUGCAACCUGGUUGCAAAAAUGUUUGCUAUGAUCACUUUUUCCCCAUCUCUCACAUCAGACUCUGGGCCCUGCAGCUGAUCUUCGUUUCCACCCCUGCACUGCUGGUGGCCAUGCAUGUAGCUUACAGGAGGCAUGAGAAGAAAAGGCAGUUCAGAAAGGGAGACCAGAAAUGUGAAUAUAAGGACAUUGAAGAAAUCAGAAGCCAGAGGUUUCACAUUGAAGGCACCUUGUGGUGGACAUACACUUGCAGCAUCUUCUUCAGAUUGGUCUUUGAAGCGGUCUUCAUGUAUGCGUUUUAUUUCAUGUACGAUGGGUUCCGAAUGCCUCGCUUAAUGAAAUGUAGUGCUUGGCCCUGCCCCAACACAGUAGACUGCUUUGUUUCUCGGCCUACUGAAAAGACAGUGUUCACUAUUUUCAUGAUCGCUGUGUCCAGCAUUUGCAUUCUUUUAAAUGUGGCUGAGUUAUGUUAUUUACUGACAAAAUUUUUUCUCAGAAGGUCUAGGAAAGCUGGAAAUCAGAAACACCACCCUAACCAUGAGAAUAAAGAAGAAACCAAACAAAAUGAAAUGAAUGAGUUAAUAUCUGAUAGCUGUCAGAACACAGUUAUAGGAUUCACAAGUAGCUAAGGAGGUGUCAGUGCUGGUAGUCACUCUUUUUGGAGUGAAUGUUCUUUGUCUAAAGGCUGCAAACAAAAUUUGUUAUACUGGACAGCUUAUGUUGGGGGAGAUUUAGAUAUGUAGUGACAGGUGUCAAUUAUGCACCUGUUACGGGGGGAGGGGGAAGGGCAGCUUAAACAUGUGAAAGUUAUGAGGAUUAAAUAGGAAAGUGUAUUUUCCUAUGGAUAUCCUUACAAGUUGACUAUGACAAGUGCACUAGUGCCUUCAUGCUGAUACAGUUCCUGAAAACACUAUGCAACAGCAGUAAGAACAAAAGUCUUUCCAAGCUAGAAGUGCUGAUGUUUCAAAAUGUUUUGUAAUAGAAAUAGUUUUUAAUUGUGAACAGAAAAUUAAAAUAUUUUUGUAAAAUCUAAGAUUCCAUGUUACUUAAGAUAUUACAAUAAGCAAGUGACUCUGUGCUUUGUUUAAGCAGGUAUAUGCAGAUGAGCCCUGCAAUACCAUAUUCACAGAGAGGAAAUAGCGGUAGGCCGCAUCUUUACAGCUUUGCAAGCACUGCUAGAGUCUGGGCAAGUAGUUAGAGGCACCUGCAUCUACCCUGCUGGCUGUGGGGCUGUGUGAAAUCCCACUAGAGGUGGUGUGGCUAACUGGGGUAGCUAGCUUCUGAGUGCAAAGUUGUGCCUAAAAGCAGCACGGCAAUACAGAUGCAGUCCAAGUAGACCUGCUUUUAACAACUUGCAGACCUGGUAUAAGUAUUCCUAUUAAUCUUUUCAUUGCAUGCUGCCAAUUUUAUAGGAACAUACAUAAUUUGAUGUAAAUACUCCUCUUAGCACAUGUUUAUUUCUCUAAUGUAUUUGCUAUAUUUGUUUCUUUAUGCUAUAUCACAUCGAACCUUUUGGUUUUGUUAGCUUUUUUUUUUCUUUCGUGGUAGACUGGUGCUGUUAUGAAACUAGGGGCUCUUUGUUUUGGAAGACAUGGGAAAGUAUCUUAAACACUGGAAAUUGAAAAAGUCUUCUGAAUAAAAGGCAAACACUUUAAACAUUGGCAA
This is a messenger RNA of Numida meleagris (helmeted guineafowl), 2118 nucleotides long. RefSeq names its product gap junction beta-6 protein. Gene Ontology annotation, biological process: cell communication. The record is from RefSeq and is a predicted model, not a curated record. Gene Ontology annotation, cellular component: connexin complex. The transcript has 3 exons. The coding region runs from base 291 to 1082 and encodes 263 amino acids. NCBI's taxonomy places the organism in Eukaryota, Metazoa, Chordata, Aves, Galliformes, Numididae.